Lactuca virosa is the source of this 2170-nucleotide messenger RNA. The record is from the annotation of a GenBank genome assembly. Lineage: Eukaryota; Viridiplantae; Streptophyta; Magnoliopsida; Asterales; Asteraceae.
CUUUCAAUCGCCGAUUUUUAUAUCAUCAUCGCAACGAACCCCAUUUCUUUCGCCAUCAUUUUACGUAAACGAUUCUCUUCCUUCUGGAAUCUUUUUGACUUUGAAUUUUCAUAGGUUAAUCCUGACUAGGGAUUGAGUUUCUCUUUUUACAUGAAUCUUGUUGAUUUCCUCUGAAAUCUGCUUCAAUGGCGAGGGUUUUCGCAAAACGGGAUGGCCGAUUUCCUUGUGUUUUAUCCGUAUUGAUAAUCAUCGCGUUUUGCGGAAGGAUCUUAGUAUCCGCGAGAUCUGAUCAGGAGACUAGGGAAAGAUUUUACGGAACUUUAGUUAAUUCGUCGGCGCCGGAUUCCGGCGAGGCCAGCAUCGCAAAGAUAUUUGAUCGCGUCUUAGAGAAGGAAUUCUCAGAGAAUGAGUCCACAGAUGGUUCCACUAGAAGCAGCUUUAAUAACAGCGUGACUGAUCAAGAAGCUGUACUUGAGACUGUAGCUAAAAUCACACAUGAGAAGACUAACAAAAAUGACACUCAAGAAACAACUGAAGAUGAUGGCACACAGACACUGAUAGACAAACAGGACAAUGUGUUUGUAAUAUCAAACAAGAAAUCUAAAUAUCCAAUACUUCAAGUAGAUGUAAGACUGAUUUCAGAUUUGGUUGUGAUCAUUGUUUCUGCUGCUAUUGGUGGAAUUAUCUGUUCUUGCUUGGGACAACCGGUUAUUGUCGGGUAUCUUCUUGCAGGCUCCCUGAUUGGACCUGGUGGGUUGAAAUUUGUAAGCGAGAUGGUUCAGGUUGAGACAUUUGCACAGUUUGGUGUGGUGUUUCUUUUAUUUGCUCUAGGACUCGAGUUUUCUAUGCAAAAGCUAAAAGCUGUGGGCCCUGUAGCUGUUCUUGGAGGAUUACUUCAAAUACUUAUUCUUAUGUUUUUGUGUGGAACAUUGGCUGUGUUAUGUGGAGCAGGGCUGUCAGAGGGUGUUUUUGUUGGUUGCUUCCUGUCAAUGUCAUCAACUGCAGUGGUGGUGAAAUUUUUGGUUGAGAAAAACAGUAAUAAUGCUCUUCAUGGUCAAGUCACUAUAGGGACACUCAUUUUUCAGGAUUGUGCUGUUGGCUUACUAUUUGCCUUACUGCCAGUUUUGGGUGGCAACAGUGGGGUUUUGCAGGGGAUGGCCUCAAUGGGAAAAGUGCUGAUGACUUUGUCAACAUAUCUGUUUGGUGCAUCACUUUUAACAUGGUCAUUCAUGCCACGGUUUCUCAAGCUGAUGGUGCAACUGUCAUCUCAAACAAAUGAACUCUACCAGCUAGCUGCAGUUGCUUUUUGCUUAUUAUCCGCUUGGUGUAGCGAUAAAUUAGGGCUAAGUCUUGAGCUGGGGUCUUUUGUGGCUGGUGUUAUGAUUUCCACAACUGAUUUUGCACAACAUACGUUAGAUCAGGUGGAGCCAAUUCGAAACUUAUUUGCAGCUUUAUUUCUAUCUAGCAUUGGGAUGCUUAUACAUGUACAGUUCUUGUGGACACAUGUGGAUAUAUUACUAGCAUCUGUUAUUCUGGUUAUAGUUGUUAAGACUACAGUUUCUGCAGUCAUUACAAAGGCCUUUGGAUAUAGUGUUAAGACAUCAUUUCUUGUUGGAAUUAUGCUUGCUCAAAUUGGAGAGUUUGCUUUUGUUCUAUUGAGUCGUGCCUCUAAUCUACAUCUAGUUGAGGGAAAGAUGUACCUUCUUCUUCUUGGAACAACUGCUCUGAGUCUGGUGACAACCCCUGUACUUUUCAAAUUGAUACCUGCUGUGAUGCACUUGGGAGUUUUGAUGCAUUGGUUUCCUCAAGACACCACCCCACUACUACCUGAGGAGAAAACGUCUGUGAUUGAAACACAUAGCAAAAUGAUUGAACAACAACGAGACAGAGUGUUAUGACAGACAUGUUUGUUUAGUUGUAAGGGUGCAACAAAGUUUGGUUUUCUGUUUUCUGUUGCACCCUUUCAUUGAGAGUUGGUAGGGGGUAUAUGUUGGCGGCUAACUUAGGAAUGAAGGAUUAAGGAAUAUUGAUUAGUUGAUGUGUACAUAUAUGGUAUAGGGGUUUUUUGUCUUUCUGUAAUAUAUGUGCAAUCAUGUGAUGUGAUGUGUGUAGGAACUAGGAAGGAGGAUUUGUUUCAAAAUACCAUAUUAAUACUCAAUUUUGAUGACAU